AUGGGAAUUCGUUUGCCAUCCAUUGUUGCUCAUACGAAGCAAGUCCUUAAAUUGCAGCCUUUUGGAACACGGAAUCAAUCGGAUGUCCCAAAAGGUCACGUGGUGGUUUAUGUUGGCGAGAUCCAAAGGAAGCGGUUUCCAGUUCCUGUUACAUUCUUGAACCACCCAUCGUUCCAAAAGUUGCUACCCCGAGCAGAAGAAGAGUACGGGUUCAAGCAUCCUAUGGGUGGCCUCACAAUUCCAUGCAGAGAAGAAACCUUCAUCGAUCUCACUAGUCAGUUGCGACUUCGUUGCUUCUUCGGUAAUGGGGAUUUCUUUGUCAUCCAUGAUUGCUCAUGCCAGGCAAGUUCUCAAAUUGCAACCUCUCGGCAUAGGGAAAAUCAAUCAGAAGUUCCGAAAUGCGACGUGGCAGUUGACAUUGGCAAGAAGCAAAGAAAGCGUUUUCUGGUUCCAGUCUCGUUCUUGAACCGCCCGUCGUUCCGAGAGUUGCUGCUCCGAGCAGGAGGAGAGUACGGGUUCGAGCAUCCAAUGGGUGGCCUCACGAUUCCGUGCAGAGAAGAGGCCUUCAUCGAUCUCACUACUCAGCUGCAUGGGUUAUGA
Molecule: messenger RNA, 600 nt
Organism: Eucalyptus grandis
Lineage: Eukaryota; Viridiplantae; Streptophyta; Magnoliopsida; Myrtales; Myrtaceae
Exons: 2
Coding region: 1-600 (199 amino acids)
Biological process (GO): response to auxin
Source: RefSeq, a predicted model, not a curated record